This is a messenger RNA of Castor canadensis (American beaver), 1013 nucleotides long. RefSeq names its product RAB27A, member RAS oncogene family (gene Rab27a). Gene Ontology annotation, molecular function: GTP binding; GTPase activity. Lineage: Eukaryota; Metazoa; Chordata; Mammalia; Rodentia; Castoridae. The record is from RefSeq and is a predicted model, not a curated record.
AAUACCCGCCAAGGACCCAAAAAAGGCCAGCAGCGAGUGCAGCAGGCGCGCGGGACAGGACCCGGCGGGGACAGGAGAGCGGCCGAGCCAGGUGAGGGCGAGCGGCCGCCGCAGGAGGGCAGGCGACGUCCCCGCGCCCGCCCCGCAGGUUCCAGUCCAUCGCCCAGGGCUGACAAGGCAGCCGGUGAAUCACAGAAUUCAUUAUGUCUGAUGGAGAUUAUGAUUACCUCAUCAAGUUCUUAGCUUUGGGAGAUUCUGGAGUAGGGAAGACCAGUGUGCUCUACCAGUAUACAGAUGGUAAAUUUAAUUCCAAAUUUAUCACCACCGUGGGCAUUGAUUUCAGGGAAAAGAGAGUGGUCUACAGAGCCAAUGGGCCAGAUGGAGCCACUGGCAGGGGCCAGAGGAUCCACCUGCAGUUAUGGGACACUGCGGGGCAGGAGAGGUUUCGUAGUUUGACAACAGCAUUCUUCAGGGAUGCCAUGGGUUUUCUUCUGCUUUUUGAUAUCACAAAUGAGCAAAGUUUCCUCAAUGUCCGAAACUGGAUAAGUCAGCUACAAAUGCACGCAUAUUGUGAAAACCCAGACAUAGUGUUAUGCGGGAAUAAGAGUGAUCUGGAAGACCAGAGAGUAGUAAAAGAAGAGGAAGCCAGAGGACUUGCAGAGAAAUAUGGAAUCCCCUAUUUUGAAACCAGUGCUGCCAAUGGGACAAACAUAAACCAAGCAAUUGAGAUGCUCCUAGACCUGAUAAUGAAGCGAAUGGAACGGUGUGUGGACAAGUCCUGGAUUCCGGAAGGAGUGGUGCGGUCAAACGGCCACACCUCGACAGAUCAGUCAAGUGAAGAGAAGAAAGGGGCAUGUGGCUGUUGAAAAAUCAAGUGAGCAACACAGUAAUUCAGGUUGCCUGGGUCUGCGAUCAUCUCUCUGGCUGUGUACAUGGCACAGUGAGAUCAACACGCAUUGUAUACAAACUGCUUCUUACCAUCUCCAUUAGACCUGCUAAUAAAGCAUCCAGUU